Messenger RNA from Trichoderma gamsii, 1146 nucleotides. RefSeq lists its product as hypothetical. Bases 1 to 1146 code for a protein of 381 amino acids. NCBI's taxonomy places the organism in Eukaryota, Fungi, Ascomycota, Sordariomycetes, Hypocreales, Hypocreaceae. The record is from RefSeq and is a predicted model, not a curated record. The transcript has a single exon.
AUGGAUCAGCUUCUCACCAGUCUCUGGACAAGAGGCGGUUGGUUUCGCGCCUUUACACCACCUUCCUCUGCCGUCAACGAUACUAGUAGUAUCGCCUCUGUCCAAAAUGAGCCGCCCAAAGGAACUCCCAUCCUCAACAUCUCAUCAGAUGUCCUGCUCCUAAUCGGAGACUACUUGGAUGCUUCGGAUAUCCUCUGUCUAAAGCUUGCUUGUCGAAGCACUUAUGCGCUGUUCCCGCAAACUCUCAAGACAAUGCUCCCUGGCCAAAAGAAAGCAGUCCUCCCCCUCAUCGAAAAGGAUCAUCUGGGCAGAGGGACCUUUUACUGUGCCCACUGCAAUAAAUUACACGCUUUUCAGCCAACUACUGGACCUCAGGCAACAUUAGCAGACACUGGAGAGAGACCCAAGCACGGCAAAUGUUCCCGUCGAGAUCGAUUCUCUCCCCUCAACAAUCCCUUUGGCCUCAGUUACGCUCAUGCUAGGCUGGCUGUGAAUCGUCACUUGUACGGCGCCGAACACGGCAUCCCGCUGGCCAAUUUGUGUAUCGAGCACAGCGAACAGCGAGACAAGACCACCAUCAAAUGCUCAACCUCGGCCAAAAUGAUGGAUGGAGAGCUGUUCUUGCGGCGCACUUACGUCUUCGCUGUGGCUGAGACUGAUGUGGCCGCUUUCCGCAAGGGUACUGGCGCGCGCGACUUCAAGCUGUGCGAGCACACUUCGUUCUUUUCCGGCUCUUCGGCCUUUCAACAGUACAUUCCAGAGCUGCAGAGGAGGCCACUUACUGGCGGCUACAACCUGGUGCCCUGCCGCGAGGCUCCGGGAUCCUGUGGCUUGUGCCUGAUGGACUAUGACAUCACAAUCGAGCCUUGCAUAUUUGCGGAUAGCAGCAUCAAGUCGUGGAAAAUUGUCAUCAGAGCCACCCACCAGCUCGGCGAUUGCCGUUCUCCUGAAGACUGGAAAUGGGCACGAUUCACUGAAGCUCGCCGACCGCAUCUCUUCUUCCCGAAUCGACCUAAUCGUCGCGGGUCGACUUACAGUCCUGGCAUGGUCCAGAAGCGAUGGACCGACGACGAGAUGGAGGCCUGUGCGGUGCUGGACGGACCAGAGUCCAAUAGGGGCUUGUUUGGCCUAUCUUUCUUCAGCUAG